UUUGACAUUCUCAGAUCAGCUCCUAAUCCUCGGCAGCCGAGCAGCAGAUUGAGGCUGUUUGUGUGUCAGUUGCUCUUUUUCCCAGUACUUUCCAGUUAUCGCUGGCUUCCUGGAAGGAGAUGGUGUCGAGGGGAAUCCAGCAGGCAGAAAGGAGACAGCAGAGCGCUGUGGCUUGGAGUCUCGCAGGCACACAGGCGAAUCAGGGGCCAGAAGCGGGUGCAUCAGGUUCCUGCAGCAUGGUCGCGGCCGGAACUCUUCCUCCGGAGGAUCGAUCGCCUCCGCUGCCCCGCUCUCCGUGCGUUUGCCCUCUGGACCCCACGACGCCGUGCCAACACUCACCUACGCUCCGCUCACACACACGCGCGCGCGCGCGCGCGCGCGCUGUGGCAAUCCCGCCCGCCGCUAUUUAUCCCACGGGGAAAGCUGGGAGCGCGAGGACCAGCCCGGGGCUUCGGAGAGCGCGUGCUGGGAGGACUGGGAGGCAGAAGGAUGAUUUGGAAAGCAGUGGCAGGUGGACUGCUGGUAGCCGUCUGCCUCGCGGGGCGGAGAGCUGACGGACAGGGGAACGGUAAAAAAAAGGUAUCUGGGGAUUCAAUCAUCUACCUCGGCCAGGAGAGAAACCCCUGGAGUCCGCUGAUCCGCACCACAGCCAACCUCUCCGAGAUCCGCAGCAUCAAGUCCACCUUUCAGUUCCGGACCUUUGACCCCGAAGGGGCGAUUUUCUACGGAGACACCAAAAAUGGAGAGGACUGGUUUGUGUUGUCCCUGAAAGAAGGGUUCCCCCUCAUGCAGAUCAGCAAAGAAGACGUACAAGUCAGCGUGACAGGGGGUCCGAAGCUCAACGAUGGGAAGUGGCACACGUUGGUUGUGAGCAACCGGGGAAAGUUUGUCAUUCUGGAGGUGGACGGCCUGCCUGGACUGGUUGUGGGAAUGCACUCCAAACAGACAAAGGAGGUCAUUUCUGGUCAACUUCGAUUGGCCCUUGGUGGGAUCCUGACCAGCAAGGACAAGUUGAUUGUUGAGUUUGAGCCACAGAUGGACGGCUGCGUGCGCGAAGGCCACUGGCUGAACCUCAGCAUGCCCUGGGAGGCCGACGCCGACGAGCUCUGGCUCUGCCAUCAGAACAUCCAACCUGGCAGCUUUUUCGCUGGCGAAGGAAUCACCAUUUUCAACACCUCAGUUUUCCAAACGAUCAAAGAUGUUGGCUUCAGAGUUGAGUUUUGGGGGGACUUCACUCAGAUGGAGGGAACCAUUCUGAGCAUCAUGUCUUCACAAGGAGAGCUGCUGGCAGUCGUGGACGCCAAUAAUAACACGAAUGAGAUUAGUUUCACCAUCGGGAAGCAACAACACGUUCUGACAAACGCUAUGAAGCAGCUGAGGAUUACGUUUUUGGAGAAUGUGGUGAAAGUGGUUCAAUUUUUCGAUGACGUGAGUGGAGCGACGUUUUCUUACGAUCCAUUGAGUGCCCCCGAAUAUCUGACGGAGCUGAGAGAGGGCCGUCUCGCUAUUGGAGGUCUUCUAGGUGGCAUUAAAGAUAUGGUUGGGUCCAAUUUCCUCCGAGGAUGUUUGGAGAAGAUCAAAAUCCAGCAGAAGGAUUUGGAUCUGGAUUCGGCCAUCAAAGACAUGUCAGCUUCUUCACACAGCUGCCCGGUGUAGAAAACAUGCAUCGGGCUGGAGGAGGACAAGAUGUCGGCUGUUAAGGACUUCAUGUGUCUCUAGUUCAUAAAAAUAAUAUGAUUGAUAACUGUUUCCAUAGUAUUGUGAUUAAUUGCUAAAGAAAAUAACUGAUUUGUCUAAGUACAAAUCAGAAUAACAGACAAAAAGUAUGUAAAUGAUAGAAAUAAAAAAAUCACCAACCUAAGACACUAACAAUAUGCAGCUACAAAGAGAUGCGCUGUUUAACAAGCUUGUGGCAUGACUAAAAUUUAACAACCAAACAAACAAAAAUAUACUUAAAUAUAAAGUACAUCAUAGCUUGAUGUAAGCAAUCACACAAGAGGCCAUAAGUCAAAUUUAUCUAAUCGGGCAUGAUUUGGAAAAAUAAAUAAAAAGUAAAAAAAAAUGUUGAAAGGUACCAAAAAGUGGUUCCUAGGUAAUUUUACUUGCAGCAGAUACUUUGCAGAUGCUAUACAAAUUCACAAAUGAUCUGUGCACGACUUCUUGCUGCUUUGCGUCUCAUCCAGUCUCAGGAGCCGGUCGCCUUAUAAGCUGUCCACUACAUUUUUCGGUAUUUUUCCACCACACAACAUUCAGAGCGCCGAGGUUUUAUCGUGCAUAACUCAGUUCUCUUACCAAUUAACCUUAAUAUGUACCUAAAUAAUUGCCAUUUAAAUCUUCAAUAAAUUAAAAAAAUAAAUGGA
Poeciliopsis prolifica (blackstripe livebearer) is the source of this 2360-nucleotide messenger RNA. It is a transcript of the gene shbg, whose product is annotated as sex hormone-binding globulin. NCBI's taxonomy places the organism in Eukaryota, Metazoa, Chordata, Actinopteri, Cyprinodontiformes, Poeciliidae. The annotation marks the transcript as partial. Gene Ontology annotation, molecular function: steroid binding. The record is from RefSeq and is a predicted model, not a curated record. The transcript has 9 exons.